CGCGCCCCCACAACUCCUCCAGCAGCCCAGCACGCGCUCCUUCACGUUCCUCGCACUAUUGCCUCUCGUUGACGCCGCAGCUUCCCCGGGGCAGAUAGCAGACGACCCCCCCCCCCCCUCUCACCCAGCUCCGUGCAAUCCGUUGGUGUUUGUGGGGGUUAGAUUCCCUCCGCCCUUCCCCACUGGCUUCCCCUGCUCCGUGUAGGGCCGUCGCCGUCAUUUCGUGGCUAGGAGAGGGCCCCCUGAAGCUCGGUGAGGCUUCCUCCCUUCCCCGUGCACCGAUUCCGUCCGUAGAGAGACCCCAACCAGGAGCAAAUAUUCCGGAGAAAAAGAGACUCCCGGAGAGGACCGUAGCGGAGAUGGAGGCGGUGGGGCCCGGCCCUCCACCGACCAAUCUCUUCCAGCCUCCGCGACGUCCUGGACUGGGAACACUUGGAAAGCCGAUAAGGCUCUUGGCAAACCACUUCCAGGUUCAGAUACCGAAGAUUGAUGUUUAUCAUUAUGAUGUGGACAUCAAGCCAGAAAAGCGGCCUAGGAGAGUCAACAGGGAGGUGGUUGACACAAUGGUCCGUCAUUUUAAGAUGCAGAUAUUUGGAGACCGCCAGCCUGGUUAUGAUGGAAAAAGAAAUAUGUAUACUGCCCACCCACUGCCAAUUGGGAGGGACCGAGUUGACUUAGAAGUGACUCUUCCAGGAGAGGGCAAGGACCAGACUUUUAAAGUGACCAUUCAGUGGGUGUCUGUGGUCAGUCUCCAACUUCUCUUGGAGGCUCUAUCUGGACACCUGAGUGAAGUUCCAGAGGAUUCUGUUCAGGCCCUUGAUGUCAUCACUCGUCACUUACCAUCAAUGAGGUAUACACCAGUAGGCCGCUCGUUCUUCUCCCCACCCGAAGGUUACUAUCACCCAUUGGGUGGUGGACGCGAGGUCUGGUUUGGGUUUCAUCAAUCUGUGCGUCCAGCCAUGUGGAACAUGAUGCUAAAUAUUGAUGUUUCUGCAACCGCAUUUUACCGAGCCCAGCCUGUCAUUGAAUUCAUGUGUGAGGUUCUUGAUGUUCAGAACAUAAAUGAGCAGACAAAGCCUCUGACCGAUUCUCAGCGGGUGAAGUUCACUAAAGAAAUAAGAGGUCUGAAAGUUGAGGUCACUCAUUGCGGGCAGAUGAAGAGGAAAUAUAGAGUGUGUAAUGUUACAAGGAGGCCAGCCAGUCAUCAGACGUUUCCCUUGCAGCUGGAGAAUGGCCAGGCCAUGGAGUGCACAGUUGCUCAGUAUUUCAAGCAGAAGUACAGCUUACAGCUGAAAUACCCCCACCUUCCCUGUCUGCAAGUGGGGCAGGAGCAAAAGCACACUUAUCUGCCCCUUGAAGUGUGUAACAUAGUGGCCGGCCAGCGGUGUAUCAAGAAACUGACUGACAAUCAGACCUCCACAAUGAUCAAAGCCACCGCCAGGUCUGCACCUGACAGGCAGGAAGAGAUCAGCCGACUGGUGAAGAGCAAUAGCAUGGUUGGAGGGCCGGACCCAUACCUAAAGGAGUUUGGCAUUGUUGUACAUAAUGAAAUGACAGAGCUUACUGGCAGAGUGUUACCAGCGCCAAUGCUUCAGUAUGGAGGCAGGAAUAAAACUGUGGCCACUCCAAACCAAGGUGUCUGGGACAUGCGAGGGAAGCAGUUCUAUGCAGGCAUUGAGAUCAAAGUUUGGGCUGUUGCUUGCUUUGCUCCACAGAAGCAAUGCAGAGAAGACCUACUGAAGAGUUUCACUGAUCAGCUGCGCAAGAUCUCGAAGGAUGCAGGAAUGCCCAUUCAGGGUCAGCCAUGCUUUUGUAAAUAUGCACAGGGUGCAGACAGCGUCGAACCAAUGUUUAAACACCUUAAGCUGACAUAUGUGGGUCUGCAACUCAUUGUCGUGAUCCUACCUGGAAAAACCCCAGUGUAUGCGGAGGUGAAAAGAGUAGGAGAUACCCUUCUAGGCAUGGCCACCCAGUGCGUUCAAGUGAAAAAUGUAGUGAAGACCUCACCCCAAACACUUUCCAAUCUUUGUUUGAAGAUCAAUGCCAAGCUAGGGGGCAUAAACAAUGUCUUAGUCCCACAUCAAAGGCCCUCUGUGUUUCAGCAGCCUGUCAUAUUCCUGGGCGCAGAUGUUACCCACCCACCAGCUGGAGAUGGCAAGAAGCCUUCGAUUGCAGCUGUUGUGGGCAGCAUGGAUGGGCAUCCCAGCCGUUAUUGUGCCACAGUUCGUGUUCAGACCUCUCGCCAGGAGACUACCCAAGAGCUUCUCUACAGUCAGGAAGUCAUUCAAGACCUGAGCAACAUGGUGCGUGAACUCCUCAUCCAGUUCUACAAAUCGACCCGCUUCAAGCCCACCCGUAUCAUAUACUACAGGGGAGGAGUCUCUGAAGGCCAAAUGAAACAGGUUGCCUGGCCUGAGCUCAUGGCUAUUCGGAAGGCCUGCAUUAGUCUAGAAGAAGACUACAGGCCUGGGAUUACCUACAUCGUUGUUCAGAAGCGGCAUCACACAAGGCUUUUCUGUGCUGACAAAACCGAAAGAGUUGGAAAAAGUGGAAAUGUGCCAGCAGGAACAACCGUGGACAGCACAAUAACACAUCCAUCUGAAUUUGAUUUCUAUUUAUGCAGCCAUGCUGGGAUUCAGGGAACCAGUCGGCCCUCUCACUACCAGGUUCUUUGGGAUGACAACUGCUUUACUGCUGAUGAGCUUCAGCUACUGACCUACCAGCUGUGCCACACGUAUGUGCGCUGCACACGCUCAGUCUCCAUCCCGGCACCUGCCUAUUACGCUCGUUUGGUCGCUUUCAGAGCCAGAUACCAUCUAGUGGACAAGGAUCAUGACAGUGCCGAGGGAAGCCAUGUUUCUGGUCAGAGCAAUGGUCGGGACCCCCAAGCUCUGGCCAAAGCUGUUCAGAUUCACCAUGACACCCAACACACAAUGUAUUUCGCCUGACAGCCAUGAGACACUGUACCAACUCUCCUCAUCUGUCUUCUCAGAUUCUGGGAAAAACAUUGAAUACAGUCUUUACGCUUUUGUCAGGGCCAACUCUUGACUUCCCACCAGCACAUUAUGGACUUUGCACUGAAUCUCUUCACAGUUUGAGUCAGAAUUGAGUAAUUGAGAAAUGUCGGAUUAUUUUAUUAAAAUUUUAUUAUGGUUUUAAUUUAAAUUAUUCUGACCUAUGGACUUUCUUCUGAUGCGUUGGACUGAUUCUUUACCUCAAGCUCACAAUAUAUCUGAACGUUUUGCUUUGUUUUAUUUUUUUUUUAAUUUAUAAGCCAGCAUUACCCUAUACUUGGUUAUCGCAAUCCUUGACAUGCUUUCUUAACGCGCUGCUUUGUGAGUAUACAUAUAUGGUAAAGUAUAAUUGUUUGGGGCCAUAGAUAUAACGAGAGUCUUUACUGUACAAAUUCCUUAUAAUGACCUUUUUACAGGUAUCGCCGUCUGUCAGGUUCUUAAACGUUGCAAGUUUGUACUUUUAAAAUGGGUGCAAGCGACAAAACUAUUGCACUAUAUAGCAGAUGAA
Molecule: messenger RNA, 3522 nt
Organism: Spea bombifrons (plains spadefoot toad)
Lineage: Eukaryota; Metazoa; Chordata; Amphibia; Anura; Pelobatidae
Product: protein argonaute-4
Exons: 18
Coding region: 360-2948 (862 amino acids)
Molecular function (GO): RNA binding; protein binding
Source: RefSeq, a predicted model, not a curated record